Molecule: messenger RNA, 3029 nt
Organism: Rhea pennata
Lineage: Eukaryota; Metazoa; Chordata; Aves; Rheiformes; Rheidae
Gene: NTNG2
Product: netrin G2
Exons: 12
Coding region: 861-2822 (653 amino acids)
Biological process (GO): substrate adhesion-dependent cell spreading; tissue development; animal organ morphogenesis
Cellular component (GO): basement membrane
Source: RefSeq, a predicted model, not a curated record
CAAGCCCUCAGGUAGCAGCGGGGCCAGCGGCUGAAGGCUUGGGAACUUGCUGCUAAGUUGCCAAAAGGCACUGGCGGACAGAGACCGCCGUAUGCGAGCGCCUCGCCACCACCGCACGAAGCGGGAGGAAAAGCGAGCAAGGCUGACAUCGCUCGUGUCAAUCAAAUGACCGCGAAAGAGCCUGCUCAGACCACCUGCAGAUGCUGCCACCCAAUGCAGUAAAGUCGAUGCAAUCAUCCCUGGGAAGAAGGGAAGUCUAGCUCCAAAGAGUCUCUCUUGUCAGAGUUGUAUUGAUGAGCAGAUGCUAUUUUUAUUUUAUGAAUUAAUGUUCAAAAAAACCAAUAAUUAUUUAAAGCAGACCACAGGUUAAAGCACUCCACACAGCAACGCAUUUGCAGCAGAUGAGAAGGUUGCUGAAAACCUGAUCCAGCACCAUCUUGCAGCCUCUCCAAUUUACUCCUAUCAAAUUUCAUCAGCAACUCAGAACUUGAUCUUUCUAUUGAUUGACUGGAGUCACCUCUAGAUAUUUUCAUGCUGAUUUGGAAGUCCUUUCAUACAAUAAGAAGGGGAACAAUGAGGUUAAGGAAGACUUUUGACCACUGAUGAGCAAUUUAACCAAAACUUUCCAAAUCAAGUGAUUUGCAAAUUUAGCUUCUGCCUUGAGAGCAGCUUUCAGUGUCUGAACACAACGUGGAGAGCGGGGUCAUUCCUAUCAUCACCUGGGUCUCCUUAGAGUGGAUCACUUUUAGAUGAGGAGUUUCCAUGCUGAUCCUGAGAGCAACCCCUAGCCCAGUAGCUGCCUUUCUCGGGACUCUUGGUGCUUCCCUUGCCCGGGGAUCCGGCCCUCGGUCCCAGCUGCCAUGCCGUACCUGGUUGCUCUCCUUUUGCACUGUCUGCCCCUGGCCAUGGGACAAUAUGACAUUUGCAAGUCCUGGGUGACCACGGAUGAUGGCCCAUCAUGGGAGUUCUAUGCUUGCCAACCCAAGGCCAUGCGGAUGAAGGAUUACGUGACAGUAAGAGUGGAUCCAGCAGGAAUCACUUGUGGGGACCCGCCCGAGAGAUUCUGCACUCACGAGAACCCGUACCUGUGCAGUGACGAGUGCGAUGCCUCCAACCCGGACCUGGCCCACCCGCCCAAACUCAUGUUUGACACGGAGGACGAAGGGCUGGCUACGUAUUGGCAGAGUGUGACGUGGCGCCGCUACCCAGAGCCGCUGCUAGCUAACAUCACGUUAUCCUGGAAUAAGAGCAUCGAGCUGACGGACGACAUCGUGAUAACCUUUGAGUACGGCCGGCCCACCAUCAUGAUGCUGGAGAAGUCCCUGGACAACGGGAGGACUUGGCACCCAUACCAAUAUUACGCAGAUGACUGCAUGGAGGCAUUCAGCAUGCCAGCACGGAGGGUCAGGGACCUCUCUACCACCAGUGCCAACAGGGUCCUCUGCACAGAGGAAUAUUCCCGCUGGGCGGGCUCCAAGAAGGAGAAGAACGUCCGCUUCGAGGUGAGGGAUCGCUUCGCCAUCUUCGCUGGCCCAGACCUGAAGAACAUGGACAACUUGUACACCCGGCUGGAGAGCGCCAAAGGCCUGAAGGACUUCUUCACCGUGACUGACUUGAGGAUGAGGCUGCUGAGACCGGCCCUCGGUGGCACCUACGUGCAGAGGGAGAAUUUGUACAAGUACUUCUAUGCUGUCUCCAACAUUGAAGUCACUGGCAGGUGUAAAUGCAACCUCCAUGCCAACCUGUGCACCUUCAGGGAGGGCAGCCUUCAGUGCGAGUGCGAGCACAACACCACGGGGCAGGACUGCGGCAAGUGCAAGAAGAACUUCCGCUCCAGGUCUUGGCGAGCGGGAUCCUACCUGCCUCUCCCCAACGGGUCGCCCAACGCAUGUGCGGCUGCGGGCUCGGCCUUCGGCAUGUACGAGCGAGCGCAGCGCGGUACCACCACCAAACCGACCACCACUACAUCACGUACCACCACCACCACCACCACCACCUCCACCCAGCCAGCAACCAGCAUCAAACCAGCCUCUGAGCUUGCUGCAGCUAUGCCCAUGCAGGAGACACAGGAAAAAACAGCUGUUGAGCGCCCACCGAGCACCGCAGCGCUCAGACCCCGGCCGAAGCCACCAAAGCCUCCGGAGAGCAUCCGAGCGGCGCCGAGGAGCAAAGCCGGGCGGACAGCACACUCUGCAGGCAAGAGGCACGGCAAGAAGGCAGCGUCCUCAAAGAUCUCAAAACUCAUCCGGCUCAAACCAGACUCUGGCCCCAUGGCACCUGUUGAGGCGUAUGAAGACUGCGAGUGCUACGGCCACUCCAACCGCUGCAGCUACAUUGACUUCCUGAACGUGGUGACCUGCGUGAGCUGCAAGCACAACACCCGGGGCCAGCACUGCCAGCACUGCCGCCUGGGCUUCUACCGCAACAGCUCGGCCGAGCUGGACGACGAGAACGUCUGCAUAGAGUGUAACUGCAACCAGAUCGGCUCCGUGCACGACCGCUGCAACGAGACCGGCUACUGUGAAUGCAAGGAAGGCGCCACGGGGCCCAAGUGCGACGACUGCCUGCCCAACUACUACUGGAGACAGGGCUGUUUCCCCAACGUCUGCGACGACGAGCUCCUGCUCUGCCAGAACGGCGGCACCUGCUACAGGAACCAGCGGUGCCUCUGCCCCGUGGGCUUCAAGGGGGUCCUGUGCCAGCAGUCCCGGUGCGACACCGAUGGAAAGGACUGCGACGCCGCCUCCGGCGCCCGCGCCAGCCUCGGCACCGUCCUCCUCGGUGCGCUGGCCCUCCAGCUGCGAGGCUGCGUGGACCUCUGAAGCCCGCGCGGGAGGCAGCACGGUCCAGGCACAUCACCGGAGGACGCGGGGGGACUAAGGAAACCGACGGCUCUCCCCGCCGUCUCCGCAGCCUUCCUUCCCGCUAGGACUUGCACAACGUCUUUCGGCCCGCUUGCCAAGCAGAGAGGUACGCAGAAAACCAGGGGCUGACCGCUGGCCACGAAACCGCCGCGGCCCCGGCCGGAG